Seriola dumerili (greater amberjack) is the source of this 2394-nucleotide messenger RNA. RefSeq names its product CD3e molecule (gene cd3e). The transcript is spliced from 5 exons. Gene Ontology annotation, biological process: positive thymic T cell selection; cell surface receptor signaling pathway. Gene Ontology annotation, molecular function: transmembrane signaling receptor activity. Gene Ontology annotation, cellular component: external side of plasma membrane; alpha-beta T cell receptor complex. The record is from RefSeq and is a predicted model, not a curated record. NCBI's taxonomy places the organism in Eukaryota, Metazoa, Chordata, Actinopteri, Carangiformes, Carangidae. Bases 121 to 690 code for a protein of 189 amino acids.
UACAUCAUUUAAUCUUUCGGUCUUACUGAGCAGACAUCUUGAUGUUAUUUGUAUCCUGUGGAGGAGACAUUCACGAAUCUGAUCUAUAUAAUAAUAAGAUUCAGAGGUCGUCUUAAGAAAAUGAACAUUAUGGGUGUUCAGUCUGUGCUCUCCAUCCUCCUCCUGCUCGUAGCUACUGUGAAAGCUGAGGAAGGUAAAGUUGAAUUCUGGAGGGAAAAAUUCACAAUGACCUGUCCAGGAAACGGGACAUGGUUCAAGCAUAGUGGUGACAAAACCCCAGCUCAGAGUCUGGCAGAGUCAACUACAUACAGCAUCGAGUAUAAUAGUGAUAACAAAGGCUUAUACUACUGUCUAUUUAACGUCGAAGACCCCGACAUCACCACCGACUCCAACACCUCCCCCAAAAAAUAUUAUUUCUACGUGAAAGGAAAGGUAUGUGCAAAUUGUUUUGAGCUGGACGCGACUCUGUUUGGGCUGGUCAUCAUUGUGGACGUGGUCGGGACAGUAUUUGUGAUGAUCAUAAUCUACACUUACAACAAGAGAAAAAGCCCAGGUGGACCCACGCACUCUUCUAAAGCACCUGCUCGUCCAGGAGGCCAGGGUCCACCUGUCCCACCUCAAGACUAUGAGCAACUGAACCCUCGCACUCGCUCCCAUGACACUUACUCUAUAGUGAACAGGACGGGAUAGAGUCAAGUCAGCUGACCGCGCCACAUCACUGGUUUACAGGCUGCAGGGACAAAGGCAAACAUUCACAAAAGCCACACAAGAGCAAACAUCACGCUCCCUGUAGCAUCCAAACACUGGCUUUUGGUUCCAAGGAUUUGAAGAGUUCGCAAAAAUGGCAAAAAGAAGAAUUUUCCCACUUAGCCCUGGUAUUACCUCACCAGGUGAAGUAGUUUAGGUUUCAACUGUGCAGGUAUUCUGCCACCACCCCAGUACAACAGUGGUGAAUGGAAAUUAGUUUGUUGUGCUCACAGUAUUUAAAAAUUACAUUGAAAAUCUACUCAUCUAUGAAAACUAUUGAGUUGUAUAUGUUAUGUUGCUGUAGAUCAGUAAUUCCCAAACUAGAGGCACGUCUGCAGUUACCAAGAAAUACUGUGUAGCUCAGCUAAUUUGAAAACAUAGAAAUCAUGAUUUCAUAAUAUAAUAUAAUAUUGUAUAUCCAGAUAUUUUUGUUUAGGAAGGAAAAUAAAUGUGCAAAUACUGUAUUAUUACAAAUUGGUGUGAUGUCAGUCUUCAGUGUAUUUAUUGUAACAAUAAUCUAUCGUAGUCUGACAGUUUUCUAUUGAAUCAGUUGUAAUAACUUGACAUGAAGUGCUGCGAUCGAGAGUGCAUGAAAACUAGUAAACAAAAUGCAGAUAAAAAGCUAAACGUAACACGGCAGCUACGGGAUCAUUGUGUCCACUGGUUUCUUUGCCGUGAGAUGCAACUGAACGAUUCCUUAAAGGCAUCACAUCCAUAGCUGUCAAAGGGCAGGGGUACUGGAGCCCAUCUAAAGGGGCUGUGCAGGGUAUGUCAGAAAAAGGUUGAGAGCUACUGCAGCGGAUUGAUUUGAAUGUAAUCUUUGAAUGCUGUGAGCAACACUCAUGUGCUGCUCAUGUCUAUUGUAUUGGCGUGGAGGCAGAAACUUCAGCGACAGGUGUGUUUUCAUAUACACUCAGUGUUUACUUUAUUAGGUUCAGCUGUACAGUCUAAUGCAAACCAAUGCAUCUGCUCUACCUUAAAGUCUAAUGUUAUGAUUCCAAUUGUGUUCUGUUUUUUUUUUCAUGUGUCUCUAUUAGCGUACAGAUUAUUAGAGGCAUAGAUUAUUUUUUGUGCUUUGAGUGUACUGACCCUUUAAUAUUAAAUGUUGGCAGAUAGUACUGUAGAAAUCAUAACUUUUUCAUUUGUCGCAUGUCAUUUUGAAUAGAGAGAUAUAUAUGUUUUCUGUACAUACACUCAGUUGACAGUUUAUUAGGAACACCUAGCCGAAACUAAUGCAGUCUAAUCCAACAGUCCUGCAAUAAAUGCCUCUUUCAAGGAGGUUAUAAUGUCACUUCAACCUUAUGGUCAUUUUGUAGGCUGCCAUUUGUGGGACGGUUGACCUGUAUUGCGUUGCAGGUGUUUCUAUUAUUUUGUCCAACCCAUUUACAUAAGUGAAGGUUGGUUAAAUAACAGAAACACCUGUCGGUAUAAUGCGAAGUAGCCAGCACAGCACAGAUUAGAUCCUCCACAAUGAUUAUAUGUACAUUUUUAUGUCAUUGUAUGUUCUGAUUUAUUACACUGUAAAAAUGUUUUUUUUAUCAAUCAUGUAAAAAUGUGUCUGUCCAAACUUAUUUUGCUUUUUUAUUCUCAGCUGUGUUUUUUUUUUUACUGCAACGGGCACAAGAUGUGUCACUAAUAAAUAUAACA